Hipposideros armiger (great roundleaf bat) is the source of this 1375-nucleotide messenger RNA. RefSeq names its product caudal type homeobox 2 (gene CDX2). The record is from RefSeq and is a predicted model, not a curated record. Gene Ontology annotation, cellular component: nucleus. Gene Ontology annotation, molecular function: RNA polymerase II transcription regulatory region sequence-specific DNA binding; DNA-binding transcription factor activity, RNA polymerase II-specific. The transcript has 3 exons. The coding region runs from base 367 to 1293 and encodes 308 amino acids. Gene Ontology annotation, biological process: animal organ morphogenesis; regulation of transcription by RNA polymerase II; embryo development. NCBI's taxonomy places the organism in Eukaryota, Metazoa, Chordata, Mammalia, Chiroptera, Hipposideridae.
CUCCAGCCAUUGGUGUCUGUGUCAUUACUAAUAGAGUCCUGUAAACACUCGUUAAUCACGUAAGGCCGCCGGCCCAGGGCUCCGCAAGCCAGCCUGUGGCGGGUCUUCCCCGCCUCUGCAGCCUAGUGGGAAGGAGGUGGGAGGAAAGAAGGAAGAAAGGGAGGGAGGGAGGAGACAGGCCAGUGGGAGGGACCGCCUCAGAGGCAGAAGCGCCGCGAGGAGCCAGCGGAGCACCGUGGGCAGGGGCGCAGCCACCCGCGCGCGGCUCCUCGCGCCCCCUAGCCCUUUCCCAUCGCGCCCCCCCGGCAACCCCCAGUGUCUGUCCCCAGGCAGCAUGGUGAGGUUGGCUGUCGGGCCCUCGCCACCAUGUACGUGAGCUACCUCCUGGACAAGGACGUGAGCAUGUACCCCAGCUCCGUGCGCCACUCUGGCGGCCUCAACCUGGCCCCGCAGAACUUCGUCAGUCCCCCGCAGUACCCGGACUACGGCGGCUACCAUGUGGCGGCCGCGGCUGCAGCGGCCGCGAACUUGGACAAUGCGCAGUCCCCGGGGCCAUCCUGGCCCGCAGCCUACGGCGCUCCGCUCCGGGAGGACUGGAACGGCUACGCGCCGGGGGGCGCCGCGGCCGCCGCCAACGCCGUCGCGCACGGCCUCAACGGGGGCUCGCCGGCCGCCGCCAUGGGCUACAGCAGCCCCACCGACUACCACCCGCACCAUCACCCUCACCACCACCCGCACCACCCAUCCGCCGCACCUCCCUGUGCCUCCGGAUUGCUGCAGACUCUCAACCCCGGCCCUCCCGGGCCCUCCGCCACCAACGCCGCGGAACAGCUGUCCCCCGGCGGUCAGCGGCGAAACCUGUGCGAAUGGAUGCGGAAGCCCGCGCAGCCGUCCCUCGGAAGCCAAGUGAAAACCAGGACGAAAGACAAAUAUCGGGUGGUGUACACGGACCACCAGCGGCUGGAGCUGGAGAAGGAGUUCCACUACAGUCGCUACAUCACCAUCCGGAGGAAAGCCGAGCUGGCCGCCACACUGGGGCUCUCCGAGAGGCAGGUUAAAAUUUGGUUUCAGAACCGCAGAGCGAAGGAAAGGAAAAUCAACAAGAAGAAACUGCAGCAGCAACAGCAGCCCCCACCAUCUGCACCCCAGCCUCCCCAGCCACAGCCAGGUCCUCUGAGAAGCGUCCCAGAGCCCCUGAGUCCUGUGUCUUCCCUGCAAGGCUCCGUGCCUGGCUCUGUUCCUGGGGUUCUGGGGCCCACUGGGGGGGUAUUGAACCCCACUGUCACCCAAUGACCUACAGUGGCCUGCAGCAGCAGAGCAAUUCCAGGCUGAGCCAUGAGGGACAUGGACUCCGCUCAAAUCCUCAGGAGAGACC